GUUUACCUUCCAUUCCAACCAAUAAAUGUAAGGAUGGGAACCUGUCUCUUUUCUUACUCCUCCCAAUUGUUCGACAACCCGCGACUGCUGCUUUCUCCUGCCCUCAGUGAGUUCACGACUUUCACGAUUUCUUUGUGGAGAACGACAAGUGCUGCCUCAAGCAAAUAAUCAUGGUCCGAGCCAAGACGUGGAUCCUUACCAAGCACUUUGACGGCUUCCCGAAGGACAGCGACUUUGAGCUUAAGGUGGAGGAGCUUUCUGCACCCAAAGAUGGGGAGGUGCUUUUGGAAGCAGUGUUUCUCAGUGUCGACCCAUACAUGAGGCCAUUCAGUAGGGUUCGCAUGAAUGAAGGCGAUGUGAUGAUUGGAACUCAAGUGGCCAAAGUGAUUCAAAGUCAUAACCCAGCAUUUCCUGUGGGAAGCCAUGUUGUUGGUCGUUGUGGCUGGAGAACCCACACGGUCUGUGACGGCAAAGACCUCGUUCCAGUCAUGCCUGACUGGCCGCAAGACGUCUCGCUGUCCCUGGCUCUGGGUGGCAUCGGCAUGCCAGGACUGACGGCCCUGUACGGGAUAGAAGAAGUCUUGGGACUCCAGAAGGGUGAGACCCUGCUGGUGAAUGCUGCAGCCGGGGCAGUGGGCUCCGUGGUGGGCCAGAUUGCAAAGAUCAAGGGCUGCAAGGUGGUGGGUUCAGCAGGGUCCGAUGCCAAGGUGGCUUUCCUCAAAGAACUGGGCUUCGAUGAGGCCUUCAACUACAAGACUGUUGGUUCCCUGGAGGAGGCACUGAAGAAGGCUUCUCCAGAAGGAUACGACUGUUUCUUUGAAAAUGUGGGAGGCCAAUUUUCAAGCGUUGCAAUACAUCAAAUGAAGAACUUGGGAAGGAUAGCUGUGUGUGGAGCUAUCUCCACGUAUAAUGACACCACUCCCCAAAUAGGCCCAUACCCCCACCUGACCAUGAUCUUCAAGCAGCUUAAGAUGGAGGGCUUCAUGCAGACCAGGUGGGCGCACAAGCACCCUGAGUCCCUUAAGAGGCUGAUGGGAUGGUUAAAAGAGGGCAAACUGCAGUGUCGGGAGCACAUCACAAAAGGCUUUGAAAAGAUGCCCGCUGCUUUUAUGGGGAUACUGCAGGGAGAAAACGUCGGCAAGGCCAUUGUCGCGGUCUGAUGUGGAAAUCGAGAUCUAUGGAGAAGAAUCAGUUUUAUUAAUACUUGACACAUUAUUACAGAAUUCAUGCAUGGAAGACUGAGAAAUAGACAGCAGCCAUUUUUUUUUAAUUCUUCAUAUUAAUGGAU
Molecule: messenger RNA, 1288 nt
Organism: Etheostoma spectabile (orangethroat darter)
Lineage: Eukaryota; Metazoa; Chordata; Actinopteri; Perciformes; Percidae
Product: prostaglandin reductase 1
Exons: 9
Coding region: 171-1160 (329 amino acids)
Biological process (GO): prostaglandin metabolic process
Cellular component (GO): cytoplasm
Molecular function (GO): 15-oxoprostaglandin 13-reductase [NAD(P)+] activity; 2-alkenal reductase [NAD(P)H] activity
Source: RefSeq, a predicted model, not a curated record